Messenger RNA from Peronospora farinosa, 1545 nucleotides. Lineage: Eukaryota; Oomycota; Peronosporomycetes; Peronosporales; Peronosporaceae. The record is from the annotation of a GenBank genome assembly.
AUGGACUUGUACGCCGAUCUACCGCUUGCUAAAGGCGCCAAAACGUCUUCGGCACUUGAUGCUGAUGGUAAACCCAAGACGUCUCUAUCUUCUACCAAUUCUGUAUGGGCAAGUGCGCCUUUAAUGGUCCCACAAGCAGCUAAAAACAAGAACAAUAAUAUGAAAAGUCGACCGACGGCGGUAGUCGCCAGUAGCACGUCAAUGUCAUUCAAUGUAUUGGCAGCAGGGAGAGGCAAAAGUGUGACACGAUCGACCAUGUCAUUGGCUUUUAAGCCAUCGUCGGUGACCAGGAGAACGUCGACAGGAGCUACUACUCAAGUGGUGUCGAAGAAAGAGGGCAAGGUUCAGGCCACGGGGUUGGGAUAUGUUGCACCAAUGGAAGUAAAGGUGGCAUUGGUGCAACAACAGGAGAAGGAGGUGGACGUGGAUGUUGGUGCAGUAGGUGGCCAUUUUUUUCAAGCAACGUAUCGAGACGAAUAUCAACCAGCACGACCAAAUAGCUAUGAGGUCUUUUGUAAAGAGCGAAAGGAAAAGAAGAAGCUUGAGCAGGUCAAACGGGCACUAAGUCGACGACAGAAAGAACAGGAGAGAGAGGGCAAGUUGGAGCGAGAGAAGUUGGCAAAGGAUCUGGCUGAAGGCCGAGCGCCAAACAUGAAGCUGCCGGCUCCUGCUGGACGAGGACGAGGCAUGACGAUGCCGGCAUGGAUGCGCAAGAAAAUGUUUGUCAUUUGUGAAGAAAAUGCAGCGUCACAGCCAGAGAGUGAGCGUGAUGUGGACCGAGAACAUGAACCAGGAGAGGUUGCUAAGUUUAUUGAAGAACAGUUUGAGGAUGCUGCGGAGCCACGAGGCGGUCUGGGGUUCUCAGCUGACGACAUCGGGUUUUCUUCGUCUUUUGGAUCGUCGUCAUCGGCAGUACCGGAUGAAAUUGCACGAGCAGCAGCAGGUGAACCUAACCUUCAAUUGCGUGUCAGCAGUUUGCGCGGUGGUGAUCGUGAUAGCAAGCAUAGACAUUCAACACUGAACCAUCACUCGAACGCACCAAUGAUGGACGAAUUUGGACGAGAAGUUCGGCAUAAAGUACAACAUGGAAGUGAGGACCAGUCCACCGAGAUACACGACGAGGGUAGGACGAGCAUCCGAAGCUACAACAGUCAUGGUAGCGGCAGCGAAAGCCGCGCUCCUGAUGAGAAACGCCGUCGGACUAGCGGAUGGGAUAGCAGAUCGCCACACAAAACGUCAUUGACUAGCCGGGUAGUGUUGCUACAGAAUAUGGUGGGACCAGGCGAGGUGGAUGAGGAGUUGCAAGACGAGGUCAAGGGUGAAUGUUCUGAAACGUAUGGUCCUGUGGCAAAGUGUGUGAUCUAUGAAGCGACCGAAAGGGUCCCGCCUGAAGAAGCUGUGCGAAUUUUCGUCCAGUUUACGAAUCUUGGAGACGCUACGAAAGCUUUGACAGGCUUACAUGGACGAUUUUUUGGAGGUCGCAAGGUUAAAGCUGUGUACUAUGAUGAGAGCAAGUUUGAGCGGAUGGACCUCAAAAGCCAGUAG